This is a messenger RNA of Marchantia polymorpha subsp. ruderalis, 2059 nucleotides long. Lineage: Eukaryota; Viridiplantae; Streptophyta; Marchantiopsida; Marchantiales; Marchantiaceae. The record is from the annotation of a GenBank genome assembly.
CUUUGUGUGGCCGUGAGGUGAUCGGCCUAUCAGCGUCGUCGUUCAACCAGUACCAUAAGGUGCUCGCUCCAGUCAGACUCCGCCGCAGGCUGUGUCAGGAACGAGGCUAACACGCAUCCCUCCGCUGCCCUCCUCCUCCUUCCCUCCUCAUCUCGUCUCAGAUUGAGAUUCAGGCUCACGAGCAAAUAUUCUUCGCGGGCGUGAAAGCGAACGAAUUGCCGUCUUGGUGCUCAGGCUGCGUACACCGACAUGGAUCCUUACAAGUUUCGACCAUCCAGCGCUCACAACUCGCCCUACUUCACCACCAACUCGGGUGCUCCUGUAUGGAACAACAAUGCAUCUCUCACCGUUGGAGAACGAGGGCCAAUUUUGUUGGAGGACUACCACUUAAUUGAGAAAAUCGCCCAGUUCGACCGAGAGCGAAUUCCGGAACGAGUUGUGCAUGCUCGAGGAGCCUCGGCGAAGGGAUUCUUUGAAGUGACUCAUGACAUUUCUCACUUGACAUGUGCCGAUUUCCUGAGGGCACCAGGGGUACAAACACCCCUGAUUGUCCGGUUCUCCACUGUCAUUCAUGAGCGCGGAAGUCCUGAAUCUAUUCGGGACCCCCGUGGAUUUGCCGUGAAGUUCUACACGAGAGAGGGUAACUUCGACAUGGUGGGAAAUAACAUGCCCGUAUUUUUCGUAAGGGAUGGAAUGAAGUUUCCCGACAUGGUUCACGCUCUGAAGCCCAACCCUAAGAACCAUAUCCAGGAAAUCUGGAGGAUUCUCGAUUUCUUCUCUCACCACCCUGAGAGUUUGCACAUGUUUACCUUCCUCUUUGAUGAUGUCGGUAUCCCAUUGAACUACAGGCACAUGGAGGGUUUUGGUGUUCACACCUUUACCUUGGUUAACAAAGCUGGAAAGGCAACACUCGUGAAGUUUCACUGGUUACCAUCACAAGGAGUGAAAUGCUUGUCGCCCGAGGAAGCCGUCGUGGUUGGAGGAACCAACCACAGCCACGCAACGCAGGAUCUCACAGACGCAAUUGCAGCUGGUGAUUUUCCUGAGUGGAAGUUGUACAUUCAAACCAUGGACCCUGCCACUCAGAACAACUAUGACUUUGAUCCUCUUGAUGUGACUAAGGUUUGGCCCGAGGAGAUGUUCCCUAUGCAGCCUGUUGGACGUAUGGUGUUGAACAAGAACAUCGACAACUUCUUUGGAGAAAACGAGCAGCUGGCUUUCUGUCCUGCAAUUGUUGUUCCUGGUGUCUACUACUCAGACGACAAGUUGCUCCAGACCCGUAUCUUUUCUUACGCCGACACUCAGCGUCACAGACUGGGACCUAACUACCUCAUGCUGCCAGUGAAUGCUCCUAAAUGUGCUUAUCACAACAACCAUCACGAUGGUUCUAUGAAUUUCAUGCACAGAGACGAGGAGGUGAACUACUUCCCAUCACGUUUCGACCCAGUCCGACACGCGGAGAAAGUGCCAAUCCCUUCUCAUGUUCUGACAGGUCGACGUGAAAAGGUUAUGAUUGAGAAAGAAAACAACUUCGCCCAGCCUGGAGCAAGGUACAGAUCGUGGGCACCCGACAGGCAAGAGCGCUUUGUGAAACAAUGGGUGGACAACUUGUCGGAUGCUAGAGUCACACAAGAGGUUCGAAAUAUCUGGUUGGGUUACUGGGCACAGUGUGACAAGUCAUUGGGACAAAAGUUAGCCAGUCGCGUGAAGGUCACAUCAAGUAUGUAAGAACAGUUCUUUGGACUUCUGAAAGGUUGGCAAGGACGUCGUCGAUGGCGUCAUGUGAAUUCUUUGUUCAAAGCGAAGUGCUCUCGAACAUGAAAGUGUGGGCGUUAAGUUCCUGCUUUACUGUCAGAGGCCGUUGCCGAUAUAUAGUGGCCAUCAGUUAUUUGGAACGCUUGAAUAGUUGGUUUGAAUGCGACUCUUGUUGGUGGCUUAGUACAUAUACUGUAUGCAAUGUUUUUCCUGGCAUGUGAAUUUGAGGUAAAUGUAAUUAAACCUUUUGGCUACAAUACAAUGUGCUCUCUCGGAAAGUAGAGAAGUAAAAAGCACGGUUCAU